Molecule: messenger RNA, 3491 nt
Organism: Pungitius pungitius (ninespine stickleback)
Lineage: Eukaryota; Metazoa; Chordata; Actinopteri; Perciformes; Gasterosteidae
Gene: inpp5a
Product: inositol polyphosphate-5-phosphatase A
Exons: 16
Coding region: 478-1719 (413 amino acids)
Biological process (GO): phosphatidylinositol dephosphorylation
Molecular function (GO): inositol-polyphosphate 5-phosphatase activity
Source: RefSeq, a predicted model, not a curated record
GGACUCCAGCCUAUCCUUUCUGAACGGAGAAGGCAAUGCUCCUGGACGAGAGCGCUGCCUUUGGAGGGAGACUUCUAACACCUUCACGCACGCCAGGGGAGAGACUGGUCGCUGAAAUGAACCAGGGCGCCGGGUCACACACCGUGGAUUAAAAAAAAAAACGGGAACUUUUUUUUCCCCCCACUAUGGCCCUGAACGCUAAAAAGUAGCACGCGACGCCCGCAGCACCGCCGCCAACGGACCGUCUCGUGCGGAGCAGCUCCCCGCCGACUGACGCACGGCCGCUGCUGAAGAACAUGCUCCCGCCGAGCCGCCCCGAACCCACACCGCUGUAACCGCCUUCGCGAGACGUUCUCCGGCUGCAGUUUUUUUGUUGUUGUUGUCCCCCCUCCUCCUCCUCCUCCUCCGCCCCCCUGCUCUCUACCCGUAAAGUCCGCCGCACCGAGUCCCCGAACCCACCCGCCGCGAGGCAGGACCAUGGCAGACAAGCUGACAGGCGCGCAGGGCACCGGAGUGCUGCUGGUGACGGCCAACGUAGGAUCUCUAUUCGAGGAUCCUGAAAACCUACAGAAGACAUGGCUGAGGGAGUUUUAUCAGACCGUACAGUCGCACAAGCCGCACUUCCUGGCGAUGCACUGUCAGGAGGUUGGCGGGAAGAACUACGAGGCGUCCAUGUCACACGUGGACAGUUUUGUCAAAGAGGUGCUGUCCAGUGACGUCAUGAGGGAGUACAGCAGAGCCCGCGUCUACCUUGAUGAGAACUACUUAUCCCAGGAGCACUUCACGGCCCUUGGAAGUUUCUACUUUAUCCACGAGUCCUUGAAAAACAUCCACCAGUUUGAUUUCAAAGCCAAGAAAUUCAAGAAGGUCGUGGGGAAGGAGACCUACUCUGAGACACUAGAGAGCACACCGUCGCUGGAGAAGGAGAAGUUUCCUCAGGACUACUUUCCAGAGUGCAAGUGGUCCAGAAAGGGAUUCAUCAGAACUCGAUGGGCCCUGGCUGACUGUGCCUUUGAUCUGGUGAACAUCCACCUUUUCCACGAUGCAUCCAACCUGGUGGCCUGGGAGAAAAGCCCCUCCGUCUACUCUGGGACCAGGCAGAAGGCGCUGGGCUACGCUUUAGACAGGAUCACGGACCAGCGGCACGAGAAGCUGCCAUAUUUUGUCUUUGGGGACUUUAACUUCAGGCUGGACUCGAAGCAGGUCAUUGAGAGUCUUUGCUCCACUGCCACCAUGCAGACGGUCCGAGCCGCCGACACCAACGAAGUCGACAAGCUAAUAUUCCGAGAAAGUGACAAUGACCGGAAGGUUGUUCUUCAACUUGAAAAGAAGCUUUUUAAUUAUGUCAACCAGGACGUUUUCCGGGAAAACAAUGGGACCUCGCUUUUAGAGUACGACAAAGAGCUGUCGGUGUUCAAAGAUCGGCUGCAUGAACUGGAGAUCUCAUUCCCACCCAGUUAUCCGUACAGUGAAGACAGCAGUCAGGGGAAGCAGUACAUGAACACCAGAUGCCCCGCCUGGUGCGACCGAAUCCUCUUGUCUCCUUCCGCUCGAGACCUGGUCCUAAAGCCUGAAAACGAGGAGAAGUCUAUAGUGUAUGAUCACAUCGGGCCCAACGUCUGCAUGGGGGACCACAAGCCCGUCUUCCUGUCCUUCCGAAUAACAGCGGGGGCAGGUAAACCUAAUGCAAAUAAGCACAAGUGUUGUGUGGUGCAGUGAUGUCGUGGAAAGUGUUGCCAAAGGAGGGAGAAGAUAUUCCGCGAAGCGCCUCUGUGAGAGACAGGACACCAACACACACACACACACACACUUACAGGCACACAAACACACACUUUGCACAAGCUUACACUGAAGAACCGACAGCGAGUUUUUCGGCCGUGCUGACCAGUCACAGUUGUCCUGACGCCUCAUCCGUAAGAAACCGCAGCCGUUUUCUCUCUCCAUAAAACACUUGUUGAGAUGUGGACGAGCACCCGAGGGCCCCGGCUCCAGACAAGACACACAUCGCUGACCUCACUGUUGCCAUGCAACCCCAUUCCCCAGAGAAGAACAAGAAGAAUGAAAGGAGGGACCCUUUUCCACGCCUCAGCCUCAUUGCCAAAACUCUAAUUGAAAUCAGUCCUACUACGUAGUUUUAGACACCGUACUCGCUGUUUUUAGGUGUGCCUCUGUGCAUAGAAGCUACUUCUCACAGUGUGUAAGGUGUUUUAAGAAAAUAAAAGUGCAAUGCAACAAAAAAAGAAAGAAAUCCAGUUGAAUAUAUAUAUAAUGUUAGGUUUAUUUGUACUUCCGUCAGUAUAACAUAGAGUUGUUGAUGGUUUUAGUAGCGUUCUCUUUUUCUGACCAAACUUCCUGGUCUCUUUUGUCAGAACAGACGGAAGUUCUUCUCUUUAUUCCGACAAUUUUCAUACGAAUAAAUAUAAAUCCAUUCUUUAGUUUCGUCGUCGUGUGCACAACACAGCGCCAUGCCUGACACAUCGGUUGAGUCUCGUUUUAUAUACUGUACUUUUUAAAAGAGAUAAUUUAUGAUUCUUACCAAAAUGUUUAUGCUGAAGUAAUGCGCGGACGGAGCGACUGUUUGGGAGCCGCGGCGACCUUUGAAUCAGUCAGCAGGGAGAGAGAGGAGCUGCUCCGUGAUUUAUGGCCUAUCCCAGAAUGUUUUAAGCAGUGCCAUACACCAUGCAAGUAUAUAAGAUAAUGUUUCAUAUAUAUAUAUAUAUAUAUAUAUAUACAUAUAUAUAGCACUCUCACCAUAUGACAUUAUUAUUCUUAAUCUUAACUUAUUUCUAUAAUAUUUUGGAUCCAAAUGUGAUAUUUCUAGAUUGUCUUGGUUAUUCUUAAGAUGUUAACUGUUUUUUUUGUUUUUUUUGUUACUGCAUUAUGGUGCCAAGUAUACUACACAGAGAUGAAGCGUGUAAGAGUUAUGUCUGAUGGUUAAGGUGUCGCUGUAAACAAAAAUAAUAAUAAUAGAGAAACUCUAAAUGUGGGAAAUGAGCAGGAAGACUUUUUGUGUUAUUUGUUUUGUGUAGCCCAGCAGCCUUCAUCGCAAAAUAAGCAUUAAAGAGGCGUUUCUUCUUUUUUUAAAUUAAAUUUGAUUUACUACACUACACAUUUCCGACUGUGUGAAGCCUUCAGAUUGAUCCUGCGCCAUUUAAUCGGUUUGCAUCUUAAAUCACCGCAAGUGAAAAUGAUUUUGUGCCUGCCAGAAUUAAUACCGUCUUGUGUGUUUUGGUUUUUAAGCAAAGUUUUAUUUGACUUUCUCGUGUGUAAAAUGCCUGCUUGUUUUCGUCCCUGCUGGUCAUUGUGGGUUUAAUGUAUAGGAACAUAAGCCUGCAAAAACCCAAGUGUUUUUGUUUCUUUUGUUUUUUUUCUUCACUCCAUUUUAUGAAAAAAGCAGAUAGAGAUUUUAUUCUGUCCCCCUUCCGGGCGGCUGGUCUUCUGCUGUAGGUGAUGCAGUUCUCAAGCAAUAAAAAAAAACCUUUAGAGAUCAA